AUGUUCAUGUACUCACUUGACGGCACCAUAGUGGCUGAUCUCGUGCCCUCCAUCGCCAACGAGUUCCACGCUGUGCCGCUCCUCCCAUGGCUCUCCGUCGGUUUUAUGGUCGGUUCUAUUGUCACCGUCUUGCCGCUGGGGAAGCUCUACGGAAAAUAUAACGCCAAACACUUAUAUCUCAUCUCCGUCGUGCUCUUCCUCGCAGCAUCGGCACUGUGUGGUGCCGCACCGAAUAUGAGCGCGAUGAUUGUGGGCAGAGUGUUGCUUGGCAUGGCGGGAAACGGAAUCUACUUUGGCAUUUUGACGCUUCUGAGCGUGCACACGGGUGAUACGGAGCGCCCAACUUAUCUCUCAAUGGUCGGUCUGAUUUGGGGAGUUGGCACGGUCCUCGGACCUGUCGUUGGCGGUGGGUUUGACAAAGUCAAUUGGCGAUGGGCGUUCUACCUGAAUCUCAUAAUCGGCGGACUAUUUGCCCCCGUCUACGUCUUCCUCCUCCCCGCCUUUGACCCGUCCCCGUCUACCUCCUUCGUUGCCCGCGGUAAGAACUUCGACCUCCUCGGCGCCACCCUCUCUAUCGCCUCAAUCCUCAGCCUCGUUAUGGCCAUCAACUUCGGCAACGCCCUAUACUCCUGGGACAGCGCUCCCAUAAUUGUCCUCUUUGUCCUCGCUGGCGUUCUCCUCAUCCUCUUCGCCAUCCAGCAGAAACUCGCCUUGUUCACGACAAAAUCAGAGCGUAUGUUCCCCGCCCACCUCCUCCGCAGUAAGGAGGCCUGUCUCCUCUUUAUUGCGGCAGCUGGAUGCAAUGCUGCGGGAUUCCUGCCAGUCUACUAUAUCCCUGUGUACUUCCAGUUCUCUCGUGGCGAUAACGCUUUGGAGGCUGCGGUGCGGCUGUUACCGCUGAUCAUUGUGUUGAGUGCAACUAUUAUGGCGCAGGGGUUCUUCAUGAGCAAGCUCGGGUAUUAUCAGCCCUGGUAUCUUGUUGGUAGUGCGCUGUUACUGCCCGCAUUGAUGAGAAUACGAGAGUUGCCAACAUCUACGGAUACGAGAUUCUCGUCGCCAUCCGGCGCUGGGGCCUUCAUCCAGGCUGGUUAUGCGACAAUCCAGACUGUCGUCCCAGCUUCUGACACCUCAUAUGCCAUUGCCUUCAUGAUGCUCGCCCAAUUCAUCGGCAUCGUCUUCGGUCUCUCCAUCGGUGGCGCAAUCUUCAUCAACACCGCUCUGUCCUCCCUUCGUUCUCUCCUGCCUCUUCUCUCGGAAGCAGACCUUCGCGUCGUGAUCAGCGGCACCAGUUCAAAUGCCAUUGAGCUUAUCCCUGUGGCGCUGAGGAUGACGCGGUGGCAGCAAUUGUGGGGAGUUUGAGGAAGUUGUGUGUAAUUAUUUUUCGUACCCCCCGAAUUAUUACUAUGAAAGAAGGAGGCUGAUGUGGUCAUGUAGGUUUAUCCCAGCGUAUGUGGCUGCGGCGGUGGCGCUUGUGGUAUCGGUGUUUAUCAACGUGGGUUCUCUCCAAACUAUGAACUCUUAUCCCCUGUCUAUUAUUUAUCUAACUAACAACUGCAACAGCGCGGAAAAGCUUUCCAUGCCACAAGGGCAAGCAGCUAGUCGGUAGAUAUAUAUACGUAUGUCAUUGAUUUGAUGUGUUUGUAUGGGGAAGAAGACGUAGGGAUAAAGAUGGAGGGGUUUGCAGUAUUUACUGAGGUUUACAUUUCAAACCUGUGUUUUCGUUUUUCCUUUUGUUUUUAUUUAUUUUGUGCUUCGAUUUCGAGAGUAUGUGGGAAUGGGGCGUUUAAGCGUAUAGAAUAGACAGUGCGAAAAUUUACCCAUUUGCUUUUCUAUAAAUUACUACGGAAGGCUGGCGAGCAGGUGCAAAUGGCCAAAGGGGAAGACUCAUUG
This is a messenger RNA of Pseudogymnoascus destructans, 1890 nucleotides long. RefSeq lists its product as uncharacterized. Bases 1 to 1359 code for a protein of 452 amino acids. Gene Ontology annotation, biological process: transmembrane transport. The record is from RefSeq and is a predicted model, not a curated record. The transcript is spliced from 4 exons. Lineage: Eukaryota; Fungi; Ascomycota; Leotiomycetes; Thelebolales; Thelebolaceae. Gene Ontology annotation, molecular function: transmembrane transporter activity.